Molecule: messenger RNA, 2963 nt
Organism: Hippocampus comes (tiger tail seahorse)
Lineage: Eukaryota; Metazoa; Chordata; Actinopteri; Syngnathiformes; Syngnathidae
Gene: hoxd10a
Product: homeobox D10a
Exons: 3
Coding region: 359-1318 (319 amino acids)
Biological process (GO): regulation of transcription by RNA polymerase II
Cellular component (GO): nucleus
Molecular function (GO): DNA-binding transcription factor activity, RNA polymerase II-specific; RNA polymerase II cis-regulatory region sequence-specific DNA binding
Source: RefSeq, a predicted model, not a curated record
AGUACAGUUGCAAAUGUCCAAGGAGCCGGAGACAUCUUUUUUUGGGACAAAUGUUGGACAUUCAACAUGAACCAACCUGGAUGUGGACUUUUGGGUUUUCUCAAUGGACGACAAUGUUACACGCGCAGCCUCUGCUGCCAGGCCCCAACCACAACAACCCCCACCCCCACCACCUCAGCAGUGCUUCGUAUGAACCAAUUUCAAGUGUUGGUUCUAGGUGUCGCUGCAGACUGCGCCUUCGGGCUGAGCUGCAGUGCGUGUCAAGGCCACUUUCAAAGCUCAUUGGUGGGCUCGUCAUGUGGUCCGCGCGCACGCCGACUCACGGCGCAGAUAUGUCAGCUUCCAGAGGACGGCCAAAAUGUCCUUCCCCACCAACUCCGCUGCGGCUAACCCCUUCCUAAUGGACGCUUUCGCGUACACGCCGCCCGCGUCUGACUACGUGAUGCAAACCUGUGGACUGCAGGUGCCGUCUUUGGCCAAAAGGGGCGAGCUGGGCCACCACGGCGGGGCCAUGAGCGUCCCCUCGUACUUCGCUCACCAGUGGGGCGAACCGGGCAGGGCGUGCAGACUGGCAGAGGCGCCCGUCAGUCCCAACUGUACGUACGCGCAGGGCAUCAAGGAGGAAGGCAACUGCUGCAUGUUCACCGAGAAACGCCUGCAAACAGUCAGCCAGCAGCCAGACGGCCCCCUCCACGCGUACUCCCCCCUUGCGGCCGAACCGAACCGAGCCGACGCCCCCGAGGUUCCAGUUCCGGGCUAUUUCAGACUCAGCCAAACGUACGCCGGCGCGAGGCAGCACUGCCCCCAGCAGCCGAGCCCGACGUUGAUGCAGCUGGACCGGGUCGGACCGCAACCGCAGCCCGCAACAAAGGACGCCCCGCCGCGCAGCCCCGUGGCCGCGGCGAGCCCGGCGGAGCGCUGCACAUCCAGUGUGGAGGAGGAGGAGGAGGAGGAGGAAGAAGAAGAAGAAGUAGAAGGAGAAGAGGAGGAGGAAGACAAGAGACAGUCGAGUCCCGAGCUGCUGGUGCCGCGGGAUGGCAAAGAUCACAAUCCCAACACCCAAAGCGGCAGCUGGUUGACAGCCAAGAGCGGCCGGAAGAAGCGCUGUCCUUACACCAAGCAUCAGACCUUAGAGCUGGAGAAGGAGUUCCUGUUCAACAUGUACCUGAGCCGAGAGCGCCGGCUAGAGAUCAGCAGGAGCGUCAACCUGAGCGACAGACAGGUCAAGAUCUGGUUCCAGAAUCGCCGGAUGAAGCUCAAGAAGAUGAACCGCGAAGGUCGAGUGCGGGAAUUGAACUGCAAUCUCACUUUCUCCUGAAGUGUCAUGUGGAUUCCCUGUAGUAGUAUUGAUGCAUCACGUUAGCACUACACAGGUGCCUUGAGAUAUGAGAUACGAUACACUCAAAUCAUCUUUUCCUAUUGAAAUGAAUAGAAAUGCCAUUAAUCUGUUCCAGAUUUUUUUCUUUGUUUUGAAUAAGAAAAAACAGCACUCUAUAAAAUUGUACUUUAAUAAAACAUUGUGUACACUCAUCAAUGAUAGACUACUUGGGGUUAAUUUUACUCAACUUGCUAAAUUGUUUCACACAAAACCACCCCCAAAUUCAUUUCGUAUGGACCAACUCAAACAUUUGGGUCAUUUUGGGUAAAAAAAAAAAAAAAAAACACAAAAAAACCCACAAUGUAGUGGAUCAGUCCAUUUAGAACAACAAAGCAUUAAAUGUUUUUUAAAAAUCAAAACUUCAUGCUAAAAUGCAAAUCAGCGCUUUUUGGUAUGCCCCCUCUGACCACCAGGAGGCAGCAUUGUAUAAGACAGACACAAACGAAGAAGAAUUGAUUUUUUUUUUCUACUACCACUCAGUAAGUUGCCAUAAUAUUCAAUACUUUUCGUAGAAUAUAUGUCUGUGAGUAUUGUGAUAUACGGUAUGUCUCGAGUGUUCUACCAUCCUUUGUAUUUCAACAUGCUUCAAGGUUUGUAAAACCAUGACUAUUGAUGCUCACUGUUAGCAUAUCGAUGGCAUUUUCUACUUAUGUUAGCAUUAAGCUAGUCGGGGGGUCGUUCCUAAGGCAUCAUAGUUUGCUUAUUUGAAAUACUAAGGAAAUUCUCUUAGUUUUAUGUUUAAUUGGACAGUAAACUUCAAUCGCAGUGGCAAAAACAGCUUGAAACCGCUUUUGUUUUUAAUGGUCGCUAUUUGCCAAACCGCUGCUUAUUGUGAAGUGAACUGAAUUGAGUUCAGGGCUUUUAUAUAAUAUUUGCACUCACGAGAGCCCCCCAAAAAAAAAUUGUAUCGGGAAUAACUCUUCAAGCAAGUCACUCGUAUCUCAAGGCACCUUCGUAUUAUCUUUACGACGUUCACUUUUGGUUUACUGUGGCAGUGGACGUUGCUUGGUGUUAUUUCUCACACGAUUUGGGUCCUACAUUACUGGCCAUUCAACGGUCACUUUAUUAGGCACACUCACACAAUCUUAUGCAGCGUUUCACAACUUGUAUUGAGCACAUAGGCACAUACUUAUUUUACAUUCGAAAAAAAAAACUGACAAAAAUCUCAGAAAAAGGUGUCACUAUACGUCACUGGCAUAGAUAGAUACAUUAAUUGUAUUAUUAAUUGUCAUUUUUGGGACCAACAAAGUAAAACGGGAUCAUUCUGAACACCACUUCAAAAAUAACCAUACUAUAGUGAUUGAAGUAGUGUCCAAUUACACUGUAUCAUACUCAGAGUUGUUUGUAAUAUUGUUUUGUGUGGAGUCCCUAGUAAAGUGGUCAGUGUGAUGUAGAUUUCUGCAGAUAGGUGCCCACUGUCCGUGUAUUUCUGUGUAUGGUCGUGUUUGUGUGUGAAGCAUGAGCUCAGCACAAAAUGUGUUCCCACUGGCCUAUAAAUGGGCUCAAAAACAAGGUUCAUGUAUGCUUUAUAUGUGUUGCAUGUGUGUGGCAUGUACAAUCUCUUGCAAUAAAAUGAUCAACACUG